AUACAAAGAGAUUUUUAUAAUAUUGCAUUAUUUCCAAGUAUUGUAGGAUGCAUUGAUGGCACCCACAUAAAGAUACAAUCUCCAGGAGGAGAAGAUGGUGAGAUAUUCAGAAACAGGAAAGGCUAUUUCUCUAUAAAUGUCCAAGUUGUGGGAGAUUCUGACCUUAAGGUGCAAGAUAUUGUAGCACGAUGGCCAGGAUCAACACAUGACAUGACUAUUUAUUCAAAUAGUAGAAUACGUGCUAGGCUAGAAGGUGGAGAAUUUAGAAAUGGAAUUAUUCUAGGUGAUAGUGGUUAUGGUGUAGGUAAAUAUCUGCUAACACCAUUACAAAAUCCAGAAACUGCAGCAGAAAAAUUGUACAAUAAGGCCCAUAUCACAACACGAAACACUGUUGAACGCUUGUUUGGUGUAUGGAAAAGGCGAUUUCCCAUAUUAGCAUAUGGCAUUAGGUUAAAAUUAGCCACUGCUUACGCUGUAAUUGUAGCAUCAGCAGUACUACAUAAUAUAAGUAUUACUAUGCAUGAAGAAGAACCCCCGGAACCUGAUAUAAAUGCAGAUGAAUUUGAAAAUCUAAUUCAAGUAGGAAAUAUACCAGAAGUAAUUAAUGGCGAUAAUAUUCAAGGAAAUGUCAGAAGAAAUGAGAUGAUAAAUUACUUUAACCGUCUAUUAUAAAAUAUCAACAUUAUUAUAUAACAUUUAUA
Molecule: messenger RNA, 701 nt
Organism: Onthophagus taurus
Lineage: Eukaryota; Metazoa; Arthropoda; Insecta; Coleoptera; Scarabaeidae
Source: RefSeq, a predicted model, not a curated record